UCGAAAACGCGUGGAAAGCCCAUGACUUUCCCUACCCCUCUCUGCUGAGUAGAGAAGAUUCCUCCUAGCGGAAAAUCAAAAUGGCGGCUGCCUUGACGAGAAAGUCUUGUGUGCUUGCUGCGAACUUUCCCGUCCUUGCUACGCGGUGUUGUUGUCCAAGUGCGUCACUAACUUUUUCCAGAAUACAGGUCAGAUGUAAGGGGCACAGUCAAUGGCAAAAUAGAAAGUUCAAGAAGGCUCACAAUGACUUUGCUCGCAGCAAGGAGUUUGGGAAACUUUCCAUGGAAAUUAUCACAGCCGUUCGUGAAUCAGGGGCAGAUGUUCAGUUCAACCUUCGUUUGGACAGACUGAUUGAAAGAGCUAAAUCAAUAAGUAUGCCUAAACAAAGUGUUGAGAAUGCCAUUAAAACAGGAGCAGGGACAAAGGACCAACCUUAUGAAACCAUUGUGCUUGAGGUCAAAGGGCCAGGUGGCUGUGGCUUGCUUGUCCAACUACUGACAGCUAACAAAAUUAAAACAAAGAGUGAACUGAAUACUAUUCUGCGGAAAAAUGGGGGCUUGCUUAAUGAUGGCGGAUCAGUCAUGUUUCAUUAUCAACAGAAAGGAAUGAUAACUGUAGAGGACUUCCUCUUUAUGGAGGAUAAACACAAAUUGUCAGACUAUCCUGAUGAGGGGAGUGUUGACAAGGCAGAAGAAAUGGGAAUUGAAUGUGGAGCAGAGAAUGUAUUCUUCUAUGAAUCUGAAAAUGGAACAAAGUGCAUAAAGUUCCUAUGUGCAGUUGAAGAUUCAAAACAAGUCUACGAUGAUCUAUCGCAAAAGUUUCCUGACAGAGAUAUUUCAUUAGAACUGGAGUAUGUUCCUCGUACACUUGUUUCUUUGUCCGAAGAACGAACACAGCAAGCAGAAAAGCUUGUAGAUAGACUUGAAGAUCAUGCGGAUGUAGUGAGGGUUUAUGACAAUAUAGAAGGGCUCCCUAAUGCAACUUGCAAGCUGUUUGGGUCAGCUAUCACUUCCUGAUCUACAGAAUAAAAACAGAUGAAAUUUGUGGGCACUUUAAGCUGAGCUCUCUGGCGUCAAGUUCAGUGUGAAAAAAUAAUGAAUAGUGUAAUGUAUGCUGGCAAAUGGAAGUCUCACAGUCAAUGGAAUAAGCAGAAAUCAUUCAAGAAUUUUUCUUGAUUGGAAGAUCAAAGUAAUCUAAACUUUUAGAUCAGUAUGGAAUAGACGGUGUGAUAUGUUUAUUGGUUGGAUAAUCCAAAUAAAGUAAACAAAAUGCCAGCAAUCAAUAGGCCAUUUCUAAGUUGCCCAUUUUUCUUAUGUGUAAAAACAAGUCAUCAUGCGAAACCAUUCAUAUGGAAAUGUGUUCCACCUGUAGGUUCAUUUUCAUACAAAUCAAACUCAU
Molecule: messenger RNA, 1398 nt
Organism: Orbicella faveolata
Lineage: Eukaryota; Metazoa; Cnidaria; Anthozoa; Scleractinia; Merulinidae
Cellular component (GO): mitochondrion
Source: RefSeq, a predicted model, not a curated record